This is a messenger RNA of Anolis carolinensis (green anole), 579 nucleotides long. It is a transcript of the gene syce3, whose product is annotated as synaptonemal complex central element protein 3. NCBI's taxonomy places the organism in Eukaryota, Metazoa, Chordata, Lepidosauria, Squamata, Anolidae. The transcript is spliced from 4 exons. Gene Ontology annotation, biological process: spermatogenesis; synaptonemal complex assembly; reciprocal meiotic recombination. Gene Ontology annotation, cellular component: central element. Bases 190 to 468 code for a protein of 92 amino acids. The record is from RefSeq and is a predicted model, not a curated record.
GGGGAGGGAGCGGAAGUAGUCGUAGCCUAGACAACGGGGAGCGACGGGGUCUUGCACAGCCCCUUCCCUCGGCCCUGCAGGGACCUCUCAUGGAAACCAAAAUCUCUGGAUGUUCAAGUUCAGUUUUAUGCCAGUUUCUGUGAAUGAAUAAUCCGUGGAUACGGAGGGCCAACUGUAGUCAUAGAAUAUAUGGCCAAAUGUGAAACCUAUGAAAGAAAUUAUGACAACAUAGUAAAACAGCUUGAGGAUCUGAAUAGGGAUUUAGAAAAACUACUGGAAGACAUGGAAAAACUAUCAGUGCAGGCUACAUGGAUGGCAUAUGAUAUGGUGGUGAUGCGUGCUAACCCGGAAUUGGCCAACUCAAUGAGACGCCUGGAAGAUGCCUUUCUUACCUGUAAGGAAGAAAUGGAGAGAAAUUGGCAAGAAAUGUUGAAAGAAACCAAAGGUGCUGAACAAAGACCAGAAUAAAUAGCUUUAACAUUUCUGGUUUCAAUUAAAACCUUGGAAGAUUUUUUCUUGAAUCAUCACUUUGUUUGCUCAGAAACAUAAAUAUGUGUUUAUAAAAUACAUUUUAAAUUA